CCGAGAUAUCUUUUUUUUUGUUUCUGCUGCUGCUUUUGGCUACUGUACGGUGCACUGGCACUAGCCCCGCCAGGAAACACCAUCGCCAUCAUCUUCCUUCGCCCUCAUUCAGCGCAUCUCAGACACUUGCCAGCAGCAGCGUUGCCCUCUUUCCUUCUGGUACCAGAUCUGUACUGUACAGUACAUACCUCGGCUCCCGAGUCUCCCGACUUUACUACAAUCACAUUCCUUACCUGCGGAGAACGCCUACUGUAAUCGCGAGCCGAACAAUCCAUCUAAUAUCAAGUCAGCCUUCCAACAACACACAUUUUCUGGAUACCCACAACGCCCCCUACCACAACAGAACACCACACAAUAGAGCUCCGACCAUGGAUUCUAUGCGGAGUCUCAAUACAUCAUUACCAAGAUCGACUCCUGCGCCCUCAAAACACCAGGAUCCGCCAGAGCCACUUCUGUCGGCUUUCAAAGCCGCCGCAUUAUCCGUGACAAACCUUUACAAGAGCGCCGCCGUCGACCAAGGUCGAGCACGAGCAGAAGGUUACCAAGAUGCUCUAUCUGAACUACUAUCAUUUCUCGACAAGGAGGAUAUUGGUUUAAGUGACGGCGAAGGCUGGAGAAUCCGGAGCUGGGCCACGGAGAGAUUGGAUGGGCGGGACUCGACCUCACAGAACAUGGAAAGUGAUGACGAGCUGUCGGAGAAGACAGAUCGUGGAUCAUCUCCGGUCCUUCAGCGGUCACAAAGCGCAACUCGGCUUUCCUCUACCCUACAUACCACGAGGACAGCAUCGCCGAUCCGAACAGAGUCUGCACCACCGCCGUCACUCAUACCUCCUACGACCUCUGACUACACCACGGAUUCAGUGCCUCAACAGGCCACGUUUACGUUUCGGUCUUCACAUCCAUAUCCACCAGACGCAGACAUAAUUCUGUCGGACCUUGAUUCAUCUGACCAUGCUCGACCGCCAACCCAAGACGCCACGCACUCUUCCAGUACAACAGGCAUCACGCUUUCCAGGGCCUCCCGGAGCAGGCAUAACAGCCAUCCCGCAAGAGUCAACACCAGAUCCGUGAAUACAAUAAGCAGAGGGGCAGGACAGAAACGAAAAAUUAAUUUUGGCGAUUUCUUCGACAUUGGGAACUUGGGGCACAAGGAUGGAUUUGGUGGGGGUGGCAAGCGAGGGCGUUAUGCAUGAGUUUUUCACGAUUCCUGUU
Mollisia scopiformis is the source of this 1212-nucleotide messenger RNA. RefSeq lists its product as uncharacterized. The transcript has a single exon. The record is from RefSeq and is a predicted model, not a curated record. NCBI's taxonomy places the organism in Eukaryota, Fungi, Ascomycota, Leotiomycetes, Helotiales, Mollisiaceae. Bases 369 to 1193 code for a protein of 274 amino acids.